AUGAGUAGUUGUAGGAGAUUCCAUAAAUCGACUCACCAAUCCAACGUUGAUUGGAUUGCAAACAACAAUUUAGUUCCCUUCCAAGUACCUCGACUUACGAAAGAAAAUUAUAGCAGCUGGUGUAUUCGAAUGAAAGCUCUACUUGGUUCACAAGAUGUAUGGGACAUUGUUAAUAAUGGUUAUGAAGAACCAGAAAGUGAUACAGCUUUGAGUCAAGCUCAACGAGAAAAUUUACAAAAUACAAAGAAACGAGAUCAAAAGGCUCUCACCAUCAUUCAUCAAGCCAUUGAUGAUUCAAAUUUUGAGAAAGUUUCUGGAGCUACUACUACACAUCAAGCAUGGAAAAUUUUGGAGAAUACGUAUAAAGGAGUAGAUCAAGUCAAGAAGGUUCGCCUUCAAAAAUUGAGAGGUGAUUAUGAAUCACUGCAUAUGAAGGAGUUUGAAUCGGUUUUAGAUUAUACGUCAAGAUUUUUAGCAGUAGUAAAUGAAAUGAAAAGAUAUGGUGAGACAAUAAGUGAUGAGCAAGUAGCAGAAAAGAUACUUCGCUCAUUGGAUGAAAAAUUCAAUUUCAUCGUUGUAGCUAUUGAAGAAUCAAAGGAUUUGAGUACAAUGUCCAUUGAUCAACUUAUGGGUUCUUUACAAGCCCACGAAGAGAAGCUUCUUAAGAAGAACAAGCAGACGACUGAGCAACUUUUUCAGUCAAAGUUGAAUUUAAAAGACAAGGAAGACAACUUAGAAAAAGGCAAUCGAGGUCGAGGACGUGGUGGUAAUCGUGGACGCGGUGAUUUCAGAGAUCGUGGUCGAGGAAACUAUGGUCAAAGAAAAUUUGAUGAGAGUAAUUCAAACUCAAAUUCAUCAAAGGAUCGUGGAAGACAACAUUAUUCAAGGUCAAAUGGAGAAAUAUCAAAUAAUGACAAGAGGUAUACAAAAGACAGGUUGAAUGUUAUAAUUGUCAUAAAUUUGGCCAUUAUUCAUGGGAAUGCAGAAAUAGAGUUGAAGAAAAUGCAAAUUAUGCUGAGAAAGAUGAAGAAAUAG
Molecule: messenger RNA, 1035 nt
Organism: Cucumis sativus (cucumber)
Lineage: Eukaryota; Viridiplantae; Streptophyta; Magnoliopsida; Cucurbitales; Cucurbitaceae
Exons: 1
Coding region: 1-1035 (344 amino acids)
Source: RefSeq, a predicted model, not a curated record